This is a messenger RNA of Zophobas morio, 905 nucleotides long. RefSeq lists its product as uncharacterized. The transcript has 2 exons. NCBI's taxonomy places the organism in Eukaryota, Metazoa, Arthropoda, Insecta, Coleoptera, Tenebrionidae. The record is from RefSeq and is a predicted model, not a curated record. The coding region runs from base 8 to 889 and encodes 293 amino acids.
CACAGAUAUGAAUUCGUCGUUAUGGAUAAUAUGGGUAUAUUUUAUCUUCCUUAACUUCUCGGAGUCCUUUGGUUGCUGCAACUCAUGUACUAGCGACUGUUGCACUAGUUGUUGCUCCAAUUGUCAACAACAAUGUAACACUGCCCAAUGUAUAAAUACCUGUCAAAGCAACUGCUGUAGCCAAACCUGUGUCCAAUCAAGUAGUUGUGGUCAGUCACAAAGUUGUUGCAACAAUAUUGGAAGAGACAGAUCUUGUAGUUCUUGUUCUCAGUCACAAGACUGCUCUACAAAUGAUGGCAGAUUUAAGUCUUGUACUUGUCCUCCAGAACGUGUCAUCAAUGGAGGUGAUUCUGGACGUAGCACUCAAAGUCAUGAGGGAUCUUUAACAGCUAACAUUUCUUCGAAUAACGUGGUAAACAAUCACAACAUUCUUAAUUUAACCAUAGGCGUUAACAGCAACGUUGUUAAUAAUAUCAAAAAUGAAAUCGGAGGAAUGGGAGGUGGCGGCGGCAAUGGAUCUACAAACGUAGUGACAAAAGUUGUUCCCGUUGUUGUUAAAGUACCAACGAAUGGGCAUACUCCGGUACCACCAACGCCACAUCCUCCGGUACCACCACCGCAGCCGCCAAUGGGUUGCUGUAUAAUUGUAAGACCUUGCAUCAGACCUAAUUGUAAUCCAUAUCACUACACUUGCCAAGGAUGUCAUGGAAGUUAUGGGUACUUACCAGUGAAUCCAUGCGAACAAGGUUGUUAUAAGAGAGAUUCAUGGACUAGACACAGUUGUACUAUGGGGCGCUGUUUUUCUAGAAAUGUUGACUGUUCUUACUGCCAUGAAGACUUUUACCAAAGUUAUCAGGGCUAUUCGCAAUGUCAUGGAUGUUUUUACUAAAUUGUAUUGUUUGAUG